This is a messenger RNA of Arxiozyma heterogenica, 888 nucleotides long. It is a transcript of the gene RPF1, whose product is annotated as rRNA-binding ribosome biosynthesis protein RPF1. The transcript has a single exon. Lineage: Eukaryota; Fungi; Ascomycota; Saccharomycetes; Saccharomycetales; Saccharomycetaceae. Gene Ontology annotation, cellular component: nucleolus; preribosome, large subunit precursor. The record is from RefSeq and is a predicted model, not a curated record. Gene Ontology annotation, molecular function: rRNA primary transcript binding. The coding region runs from base 1 to 888 and encodes 295 amino acids. Gene Ontology annotation, biological process: maturation of LSU-rRNA; maturation of 5.8S rRNA.
AUGGCAGCUGAAGAGAUUAGAGUCAAGAAUAAAAUGAAAAGACAAGCACUAUUUGCUUCAUUAAAAGACGAAAAGAAUAAAGAACGUCACUCGAUGAGAAGGAAAAGAGCUAAAGAGGAAAGAGAAAAUCCAGAGCUAAAAGCUAAAAGAUUAAAAGAAAAUGUGCCAAAGACCAUUGAUUCUAUGAGAGUAUUUGAUGAAACCAUAGGGGAAUCUAUUGAAGAAGAUGAAGACGAUUUAAUGAAAUCCUUUAAUAAUAUAGGUGAUGGGAAAUCACCCAAGAUUUUUUUAACUACAAAUGUAAAUGCAAGAAAGUGUGCAUAUGAAUUUGCUAAUGUUUUGAUCGAAAUUUUACCAAAUGUAACAUUUGUUAAAAGGAAAUUUGGAUAUAAAUUGAAAGAAAUUGCAGAAAUGUGUACAAAGAGAGAUUUCACAGACAUGAUUAUUAUAAAUGAAGAUAAAAAAAAAGUUACCGGCUUAACCUUUAUGCACUUGCCAGAAGGACCAACUUUUUAUUUUAAAUUAAGUUCAUAUGUAGAAGUAGAAAAGAUUGUUGGACAUGGGAAACCCACCAAUCAUAUACCAGAAUUAAUAUUAAAUAAUUUCCAAACAAGACUUGGCAAGACUGUUGGUAAACUAUUUCAGUCUAUUUUACCACAAAAGCCAGAUUUCGAAGGUAGACAAGUAAUUACAUUACAUAAUCAAAGGGAUUAUAUUUUCUUUAGAAGACAUCGUUACAUUUUUAAAGAAAAUGAAAGAGUUGGGUUACAAGAAUUAGGUCCGCAAUUCACAUUAAAAUUGAAACGAUUACAAAGAGGUCUUAGAGAAGAAACUGAAUGGGAACAUAAGCCUGAAAUGGACAAAGAUAAAAAGAAAUUCUAUCUUUGA